CCCCUACUUUGGAGAUCAUGUGUACAGAUGAUAAAAGUACAUCUACUUCCUUAUGGUACUUUAUGGCAGAUUCACUGGCUGUAAGUCUGUGAAGAACACACUGACAUUUUCCUGGAUUUCAGUCAUUAAAUCACACUGCAGCAGGUCUUCUUACAUAUAUGACCAAGCCUUCUCACAAAAAGUUGCACAACUUCAGGCAAAAGGAGUCAGCUGUUGAGAUGAGUAACCAGCAAGUGAUGUACUCGGAACUGAAUCUGAACAAGGACCCAAAGAAACAGCAAGGGAAACCCAAGGGUACCAAAAGCUCCAUUUCAGAAAAUGAGCAGGAUAUAACCUAUGCAGAAUUAGCCUUUCAGAGUGCUUCUCAGGAACACCGAGGGAAUGACAAGCAGCACACCUGCAAAGAUUUCACAUCAUCUCCUCAGAAGCUUCUUGCAGCGACCCUGGAAACCACCUGCCUUAUCUUAAUGGUCACGGUGAUAGUGAUGGUGACAGUUGUAAUUCCCUCUUCUGUAAUGCAGGAGCAGAACAAAUCUUCCUCAGUAAGAACUACAAAAGAAGUCCACAACCUUUCUUCAGCAUAUCAUUGUGGUCAUUGUCCAAACGAGUGGCUAAUGUUUUCAAACAAUUGUUAUUGUUUUGGAGUGGAAAAGAAAAAUUGGACUGAGAGUUUGGCAUCCUGCACUUCUAAGAAGUCUAACCUAUUUUAUAUAGACGAUGAGAAAGAAAUGAAAUUUCUAAGCUUCCUCUCACAUCCAUCCUGGAUUGGUGUCUCCCGUUCUGGCAGAGAUCACCCAUGGCUGUCGGUAAAUGGCUCAGCAUUCAAUAUGCAAGUAAAGAACUCAUCAUCUAAUGAAUCCAACUGUGUUUGGUUAGCCUUAUCUGGCUUUAUGGCAGAAAAUUGUGGAUCAUCACACACGUAUAAUUGCAAACAUAAAUUUUUGAAUUAAUAUACCUGAAUUUGGAGCCUGUCAAGUAAUUUUCUAUUUCACAAAAUGGAAAUUAUAUUAUGAUUAUAUGGGUCUUUAAUUGAAUCAGAUGUGUUCUUCUAAUAAUAAACUUAUUAAAAACUACUAUUGAAAUACAAUAUUUAUACUACAAGGGAAGAAUAGUACUUUUGUGUUUACUUCCUUUUGGUCAAAAUAUAAGCAGUCUCAUUUCACUCCUACAAAACUAUGGUCAUCAAAUAUUUGUUAAAAUUACUCAAGAAUUAGAAGAAUAUUUAUGAAUCAACAAAUAUGUUUCACAUACAGACUACUUUCAAUGUCUAUUUGUUCAAUUUAACUGAGUGCAGUUUCUGUGCAUUGUUUUAGAAUAUAACCAUUCUUUGGAAAGCUAAAAUUGACUCUCCUCUUCAAAAAGUUUCUAAUCUCGGUAAAAAGAUUUAAUUCACUAGGCUUCCAAGGUUGUAAUUUUUCUACACAAUGACUAGUGAACUUAGAAGAAAACAUAUGUAUGUGUUUUGGUUUUCUUUAGCUUGUUUGGUAAUUCACCAUUUUCAAAACAUAUCAUUGACUACAAAAGGAUCAGCCCAACACAUCUAUUUCCCAUCCUAGGAAAUCUCUCCCAUGCAUGUAUUCUGUGAAGCUGAAUUCCAGGCAUCUUUAUUGCAUAUGAAGAAACCACAUUUCUUAUCUUCUUAUCAACAUUUCUUAUCUUUAUCUUCAAUAAAAAUUGCUGGAUACAUAAAAAAAUUGUAAGCACUUAUUGUGAUAAUUUCUUUAAUAGAAUUUUAAAAAUUUUGGGUUAUUGACUUCAUUUUUAGGAGGUUAGGUAAUUUUUUUGAAAUUGAAAUAUUUUAUACUCAGUUUAAAUAUAGGUAAACAAGAACAAAUAUUAAAGCUUUACAUAUUUUUAAUUAAAAUUUAAAUUCAAAGUGUCUACUGGGAAAAUUUGACUAGUGGGCUCCCGCCUCACUAGUGCAGUGUUACAUAUUUAUAUUAAUAUAUAUGAGACUAGGAAAAUAUAAUGCAUUUGAUGAAAUGUUCAUAUGAAUUUCAAAAUACAAGUUUUCUGUAUUGGUAUGGAGUGUAUAUAUCAGAAUGUUUGUAUGUAUUUGUUCGUUUAUCCAGUUUAAGUAUUUCUAUAGCCUUACUACGAUAUUUGCUUGUGUGAUAAGUAACAAUACAGAAGUGUCUAAAUGUCUAUUAAUAAUUAUUUAUUCUUUUGACUCUAUGUGAAACUUGUAUUUUGGGGUGUGAAUACAUUUUUCAAAAACACUGUCAGUAAUUUGGAUAAUAUAUGUGCCAUUAUAAAAUGUUUCUUCAUUUCCAAUGACAAUUGUUUUUUUUAAUGAGAGUAUAUCAACUAUAUUAGUCUUCCACUGGUGUGCAAUGCACAGUGCAUGUUUUUUCUCUCUUUAACUGUCAUCUUUACGCUUAUGUUAAGGGAAUAUCUCAUUAAGGUAAUGUAAAGAUAUUUUAAAUAUAGUUUAUACUAAUGAAACAUUACUCCAUAUAUUUUAUAUUUCUAUACAGUAUUAAAUAUACUGUUUAUGUAUUUAUUUGUUCAUAUAGGUAUAUAAAUAAUUAUUAAUUAUAAUUUUCUGUAAGUAUGUUAAUUUAAUAUACUUUAAAUAUUCUUUUAUUAUUGUCCUGCAUUCACUGCAUGUAUUGUUUACACAUGCAAUUUCUAAUGAAUUAGUGAUUGUAUCCUUUUUCAAAUGCUGAAGAACAUCUGAAUAUUUUCAAAGAUUGCUUUUUCCCUGAAUUCUUUUAGCACAUUUUUUCAAAUUUGAAACUUUGUCAUUUACAUUUUAUCUAUUCACUGUCUACAUAGAUAUAUCCACAUAAUUUCUCUUAUUUUCCUUUUUGUGUAUCCGAAGUUUUCAUUGGGCAUAAUUAUUUCAUAAAUAGAAGAGCAUUACUUCCUUCAUGUAGACUCAGCAGACAGCAAUGUGUCUUUAUUUUUCUUAAUUCCUUGAAAGUGAAUCUAUUUGCAUGUUAUUAAAAGAAUAUUUUCUCUUAAUAACUUUCAAUUUAUUCAUCUGUCUGAAGGUAUGGGAGUAGAUAUCAUCUUCAUUAGCCAAAUUAAUUACUACACUUUAUAUAUGUAGCUUCUCUCUCUUUAUAUCAUGAAGAGUAACUUCUAACUACUCAUGCUUAGUAAUUUUGGUUUAUCUUUAUGUCUUUACUAUACAUUUAUCUGAGCAUAGAGUUCAUUAAACUUCCAUGGCAGAAGAGUUAAAAAUUCAUAUUAUUACCCAGCUGUGGUGGUGCAUGCCUGUAAUCCCAGCACUCUGAAAGCUGAGGCAGGAAGUUACUGCAAGUUUGAAGCCAGCCUGGGCAAUAAAGUGAGCUCAAGGCCAACCUGAACUGCACAGUGAGACCUGUCUCAAAAAGACAAAAAAUCAUAUUAUUAUAUAUAACUAUACAUAUGAUAGGCAACAUUGUUUAAAUGAAACCAUCAAAGUAGAGUAGUAGGUAUAACUAUCUUAUUUAAAUACAAGAUAUAAAGUAGUCGAUCCCUGGUACCGAUAAAAACGAAAAAGACAAAAAAAAAAAAAAGAUAUAAAGUAGAGUAA
Molecule: messenger RNA, 3523 nt
Organism: Cavia porcellus (domestic guinea pig)
Lineage: Eukaryota; Metazoa; Chordata; Mammalia; Rodentia; Caviidae
Product: NKG2-A/NKG2-B type II integral membrane protein-like
Exons: 8
Coding region: 159-950 (263 amino acids)
Biological process (GO): stimulatory C-type lectin receptor signaling pathway; positive regulation of natural killer cell mediated cytotoxicity
Cellular component (GO): external side of plasma membrane; plasma membrane
Molecular function (GO): transmembrane signaling receptor activity
Source: RefSeq, a predicted model, not a curated record